This is a messenger RNA of Arctia plantaginis, 5022 nucleotides long. Lineage: Eukaryota; Metazoa; Arthropoda; Insecta; Lepidoptera; Erebidae. The record is from the annotation of a GenBank genome assembly.
AUGAAGAAUGAGGAAACGCGAAAACCUGGAGCGGGUAAAUUCCAAAAGCACAUCAGUAUCUUGAUGUGGAAGUCAUAUUUACAAAGGCAGAGACGAUGGCGACUCCUGGCAAUUGAAACGGCGUUCGCAGUCAUCUUAUUCCUGAUAGCAAUAUUCAUAGCCAGGCCAGUGUUCCUAACGCCACUGGAAGCCGAACCAGAACAGCCAUUGUCAACCAAGGACAUCUUAUCUUAUAUGCAGUCCAAUACCUUGCUAGGAUAUGCACCAAAUCGGCUACCGUAUUCCUAUAUAAUGGAUCAAGCCGCCGAUGUUCUGAAUAUACCUUUAUUGGCUGGGAAUACAGAAAGCGAACUGAACGAUCUCCUAUAUAACAAAUCAUUGGGCACACCGAUCAAUUUACCCGUUAUAUGGGUUAUAUUUAAACCAAAGGCAGGUAACAUAUGGAAGUUCAGCAUUCGCAGCACAGAGCGGGCUCGUUACUCGACCAGUACUGACGACACGUCCUCAUUACCCAACCCUCACCUCCACACAGGGUUCCUCGCCGUGCAAGUGGCCAUCAGCCGGGCCAUCGUGGACUACGUCUCUGAAGUAGUGCCGGACUUUGAGGUAAAUUUAGUAUCGAUGCCGGUGUCUCCGCUCAUGCAACAGAAUCGCGUGAGGCAAGCCCUCUCCCUCAUCCUCCUAUGCUUCACACUGGCCUUCCUACCGGCCACGCUCGAGACUCAGGCACUAGUCGUAUGGGAAACCCAGAAUAUGUUCAAACGCGCUUUAAGAAUGCGUAAUGUGAGCUACACCUCUAUGUACCUCAGUUGGCUAGUGUACGCGUACCUGACGGCGCUGCCUGUCUGCGUGCUCGGAGCCGUGACCAUGAUCCUCACCUUCAGGUGGAUUCAUCUUAUGAACUCCAUGCUUAUACUAUUUGCCUAUCUCUCCGUGAUGGCAAUGGUGGCGCUAGUGAUGGCUAUGUUUCAUAAUAACUCCCGAAUCUCGUGCAUAUGGACAACAUUGUUUACGCUUUUGCAAACGUACUUGGCAGAACUUUUAGUACAUCAUCAGUACGAUUCCCUGCACGUGACUGUAAAUUUUGUUCUACAUGUACUCUUACCACCACUGGGACUUAUUAAUGCUUUCAACGAAUUUGCUCUACUAUCCACAGGACAUCAGAGAAGGACAGAAAGUAGUAUAGAAUAUAUGUUGCUCUCAUGGGGCUUGCUGAUAAUCUUCUACUUUGGUUUGCUGAUGUUGUUACAACGGACCAUUGGACAGCAGCGAGCCAUAGGCGGUCAGGUGUCAUGGAGAUCAAUCAUCUUCAAGCAAGCAAAGAACCAGAAUGCUCUGCAUCGAGUUUCGGAACCGGUGCGCAGUGAGUUCAGGAAACUGCAGGAGGUUGAUGAGUUCGUUGCCAAAGCUAUCAGUUUUAGAGAUGUUUGUAAGGACACUAUGCGCGUACCUGUGCUCCACAAUUUGACUUUUGACAUAUACCGAGGCGAGUACACUGUAAUGUUCGCUCAAAAAAUUCAAGAGAAAAUGAUUGAUACUCUGGACGAUGUACUCACUGGUUUAGCGUUACCAGACCGCGGAGAGAUAAGAAUUCUGGGUGAAGUUAUGGACGAAUUCACUGCGCCAUUGAACACGCUGUACAUGAUGGGAUACUGCCAUCGCUCCGAGACCCUCGUAGACGACCUCACUGUAGAGGAACACUUUACUCUGUUCACAACGAUAUGCCUUUGGUACGAAGAUACAGCAAACGUGGUCGAAUACGGUCACAUCCGAUACAAGCAGUUAGUGAAAGAAUGCAAUUUGGUGUCCGUGGCUGAAACAAGAGUCAGAGACUUGGAUCACUAUUACAGAGCCCAACUUUGUUGGGCCAUUGCCAUGCUUAUAGAACCCAGGGUAGUACUGAUUCCCAACUUGCAAGAUGAACCUGUAUAUCGAUCUGUUAUUGUUGAUAAAAUUGUGCAAUUUAGAAAGUACAUGACGAUAGUAAGACUUUUGUUCUCGAGCCUGGAAACUGAGUACGCAGACCGUGUCUUUAUAUUUGACAGUAAUAUAUUGAUCUUUGGAGGUACACCUGCUUAUAUGUUUUUUAGAUAUGGACGUGAUUACCGAGUCCGGUUGACUCUCAGAUCCAGUAACCUAGACGACGAUCCAGAUGACUAUAAGGAUCUGUUGACAGAACGUGUUGAAAGGGCUGGUGGUAGUGUAAGGGCUUACCUCGGCUCACUUAUCAUAUUGAGGGUGCCUGCCGUUCCUUCAGAGCCCUUCGCUGAACUCAUCACAGAUCUUACAGACAACGCAGACAAAUAUGGCGUGACAUCAUCGAUUAGUAUCAACGUUGCAGAUUCUGAAGAAGUCGUCCGAAGGGCUAUAACUGAAACUAGAUCUAUAAGCUACCAGAACACGGAGGCUCAACUCGAAGGCGCUGCUUUGGCUAAAGUAGCCUUGAAACGAUAUCAAGAACCAAAGAAAUGGACCCGUUUACAAAGCCCUUACAACUGUCACUUUAAAUUUAUAGCACGGAAGUUUAUCACCUUCCAUAAACAUCAUCGAGUUCUUCUGUUACUAACGGUUCUGACAGUAGAACAUGUAAAGAUGCGCACAAACCUAGUGGUGCGAGCUGAUAAUUCUCCGGAAACUCUAUCCAUCGUGGGCGCAUAUGUUAUGUCGGAGACAAAAGCAACUGAAGAAGAUAUUGAAAAAAUAUUUUACAUGGCAGUACCCCACACGGAGAGUCUCAAAGAAUAUUUGGUAACUCGGGCAAUAGACUCUCCACAAACCUAUGUAUAUGUAUAUGCCUACGGAAUGGAUGUUGCGAAGAAUGAAAACGAAACAAUUUUGAUCUCAGCACUGUACAGUCCAUUGCACCCUGACAAGGGAGCGGCGGCAAGAUCACUGGCACGUGUCUACAUGGCUCUUAUCCGACAUUACACUGGAGAGCUAGAUGCUACUAUACAGGUUGAAGACGAUCCGCUCGCACUUGAUCUCUCACCGUGGAUGAAAGACUUAGCUCAGCCGCCUCUGUUUCUGCAGUUUCUUCUGAUUCUUACAAUUUCACACAUUACGCUUCUGCCUUCGAAAGAAUAUGGUCUCAUAAGGCAUAUUCAGAAGCACGCCAUGAACUUUUCACCGUUACUUUAUUGGGGCACCCUGUACUUGUGUGACAUCUUGUUCUUCUGGUUGCUCGUCGCCAUCAUGAGUAUCAUGACGGUCAGCAUUAUAUACCUCACUGCACCGCCUUCAGUUUUGCAGAUUCAAGAUAUGUUGGCUCUUCCUUUCAUGUUAACUCUGUACGGAGUGGGAUGUAUACCACAGGCUUAUAUAUUCAGCCUGGGCCCCAGGCUCACUCUCAACUUCAUGACUUUUGUUAUCGUGAAUAUGGUAUUUGGUGAAACAACAAUAUUAGCGAAACUCCUCUACGGUGAUAUGCUUUCCUAUGCCCUGAACAUCAUGAAUCUGUCACCACAGUUCAACAUGGCGUACGCCUACGUCAAGAUCAAACAGAUUUUCCUGUACAACAGCGAAUGUGUUAUAUUCAAGAUCCAGAAUCUAUGCUCGUCGAACGAUUUUCAUAAAUGUUGCAAUAAAUGCGGCGUACUCCAAGAAUGCUUUACGAGAAGGACGUAUUUAAGUAAAAGCUAUGGAAUUGUUAUUGAAACGAUGGCGUUGUUAGCCACAGCCGUUAUCUUCGGGUCGCUCUUACUGCUGAUUGAAUACAGAAUCUUCGUUAUGGUGUGGAAAUUUAUUUCUAGAAAGUUGUACUAUCCAGAAGUAAUGAAAGAAAAAUUGAACGCUGGAGUUCUUAUAGAGAUAUCAAAUGUUAUCGAUAAGAAGAAAUCAAUUGUUACUCGCAGACGAAAGUCGAGUUUGAUAAAAGUAGACACUUUUGGUGAAUACAUAUGUGCGGAGAAUUUAUCACGAAGAGACACUGGGCUCUACGUUGUACGUAGCGCAUACUUAGGACUAGGCAGGGGAGGUGCCCAAGCUAUUUCGGGACUGAAACGCCACGGUCGUCUCGAUCUCCUCGAAAUUCUAUCUGGUUAUAGAAUACCAUGCGUAGGGAACGUAUGGGCCAUGUCUAAAUGGAACCUAGCGACGAACCCUCAUAAGUACAGCCGCCAAGUGUCAAUAAGCUGUGAGAACCCUUCGUUGCCACCAUGGAUGACGAUGCAGGAAUCCCUGGAGUUGAUUGCCGCGUUGCGUGGAGUGCCCGAACGACAUAUAAAAGAAGAGGUCCGCAAUUUGGUUGAAGCACUAGAAUUAACCGGAUAUUCUCAGAAGCUUAUAGCCGACUUUAGUGAAAAUGAUCUAACUCGUGUACACUUUGUGGCCGCCGUGAUAGGAGCGCCCCCUGUGAUCAUAGUAGAUGAAGUAACCGCCUGGCAGAAAUUCUCUGUCAGGCGGUCCAUUUACAAAAUAAUGUAUAUCCUCAGGAAACAAGGUCAUGCUAUUAUAUGCGCCUCUAGCAAUAUUGAAAACCACAUGCCUGUGACGAGCCGCCGGUUUGCAUUCAUGAUAGAUGGAUCCAUAUAUGACAUAGAUACAAUAGAAAGCCUGAUCGAGCGCUACAGCCCGCAGGGUUUUACCGUCGUGUUACACCUCAAAAAUGAGGUCGAUGUCGUGGCAAUGUUCUCAAAGUACUUCAACAGCUUUAAGAUCAAUGAUUACUCUGAGUUUCUGGUAAACGUUCAAGUGUACGAUCCAGAUCUUAAUUGGAAAACGAUUUUUACAAGAAUGGAAACCUUGCUAAUAGAACAUGGCCAGGUAUACUCAUACAUCGCCACAGUGACAUCUAUCGAUUACAUUUUUAAUUUCAUCCUGAGCAAAGAAAAGGGCCUCAAGCCAGCCACCGGGUUUGCUUCUUUUAAAUGGUUCCAGAAGAUUAUAUCCAGCAAACCCAAAGCCAAGCCUUCUGAAGAUGACCUCAAAAGGCUUAAGUCUUUUGAGAUAAAAUAUGCUAUUACUGAGCUGAAACAUUUGCCUUGGUCUGUUAUAUUCCAAAGUAAUGUUCACAACGAUCACUAA